This is a messenger RNA of Megalobrama amblycephala (Wuchang bream), 1385 nucleotides long. RefSeq lists its product as uncharacterized. Lineage: Eukaryota; Metazoa; Chordata; Actinopteri; Cypriniformes; Xenocyprididae. The coding region runs from base 127 to 909 and encodes 260 amino acids. The record is from RefSeq and is a predicted model, not a curated record. The transcript is spliced from 6 exons.
GCCAUAUUCCCAGAUCCUGCCAUAAUCACCUGUGUGGGAUACUUCCUCUUUAGUUUGCGCUUAAACCUCUAUAAUCAUGCUGCAGUUUUGACACCCAGAUUAUAAGAUUCAUGCAGAACUCUCACCAUGUUCAGAUGGUUUAAUCUGCUGCUGCUGCUGCUGCUGCUGCUGUGUUGUGUCAAUUAUAGUGAAACCGGCAGUAAACCUGUGUCAGGAAUAAGGGGAGGGGACGCCACCCUGACAUGUGACUUAGAGGCCAAAGAUAUUUUGCAAAUUGAUUUAAUCCUUCGCUCAGAUGACAUUAAUGUUUGUAAUAAAACAUCGUCUGAAGGAUGUGGUCGAGUAUUUUACGAGAAAUCAUGUGACGUCAUCAUCAAAAAUCUGAGCUUCAGUGAUGCUGGGAAAUACACUCUGAGAGUACAUUAUAAAAAUUAUCAGCAAAAACAAGAGGAGUAUCAACUUCAUAUUCAUGAUGAGUUUGCUGUGAAAACAGGUGCAGAGCUGAAUUUCAUUUUUCUGAUGAACAAUGCUGAAAAAUUGGAGAAAAACUCUGAUGGAGGGUGGAAGGAGCUGAAAAACCUGAACAUUAAAGAGUUUACAUCCACUGACGCUGGAACAUACAGAGUUCUGGACUCUAAUAAUGAAAUCUUGAUCACAGUCAAUGUCACAGAAUCUAGUACAGGAUCAGUGGGAGAACUGGACACAGAUGAUUUCAGAACUAAUGGCACUGAACAACCUCCUGUAGAUGACUGGAAUUUGACAGUUGGAUUGUCUGUAGGGAUUCCGGCUUUUGUGAUUGUGAUUGUGCUUAUUGUAAUAAUAUGGAAAUGUCGGCAACGUCGGAACAGAGAGUACAGAGAGGCACAACAGAGGGAACAAGAUCAUCCAGAGAUAUUGGGGAACCUAUAACGCCCCAGGUUACUAAAUGCAAUUAACAUUCUGUAGCCUACUUUAUGUUACUUAAAGUUUGUAAAUACUGUAAGUACUGUAAAUGCCCAAUCAUGUCAAUAAAGUUUUGACUUUAUGAUUGUUUCUGUAGGCUAGCCUAUUUCUGACUACAGUUGCUUAAAUGAGCGUCUAUUUUCACUUGUAGUCCCUCGUGCCUGUGACAGCAGUCGAAUUAAGUUAAAAAAUGAUAAAUGACCCUUUAAAGGGAGAGGAGCUGAAGAUGGAUCUUCUCUUCAUCAAUGCUGAUAAAGUGGAGCAUCAGAACAGAAUCAAGAAUGGGUGGACAGAGGUGUGGACGAGAGGUCACGGGGUCAGCAGUGAUCGACUGACCGACAGAGAUGGAAAUCUGACCAUUAGUAAUUUUACAGUCUCUGACACUGGAACAUACAGAGUUCUGGACUCUGAAGGAGAAAUCUGGAUCACAGUCACAGUCACAG